AUGGAGUUUGACAAUGCUCUUCGCGAUGCAGAGGAAGCGAGGCUCGCCGUUGAGCGUAAAUGGUUCGAAGGUGUUCGCCCCGAGUGUCGUCCUUCAGACCAAGAUAUCAGUCGGAUGAAGGCCCGGUAUCAUUAUAACCCGGAGUUCUUCCACAUCGCAGUUGUUGGCUCUGCUGGAGCUGGCAAGUCAUCCUUCAUUAAUGCCGUCCGUGGCUUGUCCAAACAACAUCCCAUGGCCGCUUCUACGGGAAUCGUCGAAACCACUGACACUGUCACGAGAUACCCUGAUCCGUCCCCAAUCUCCCAGAUGAUUUGGUAUGACGUUCCCGGAGCAGGCACUCCAAAGGUGUCUGAUUGGCAGUACUUCAAUGACAUGGGCCUUUACAUAUUCGACUGCAUCAUCGUGCUCACAGACAAUCGUGUCUUGGAAUCCGACCUCACCAUCCUCCGCGCAUGCGAGCAAUUCAAGAACAUCAAGUCGUUCAUUGUUCGCUCCAAGUCAGACCAGUACAUCAACAACAUGGUGUGCGAGAGGAUGCCGCCAGGUUUCGACAUUGGUGAUCCCGACAUGGACGACGAGACACGUUCUCUUUUCUUGCAAACGAAAUCUGAAGAACGGCAUUGGUUCAUCAACGAGACAUGCCAGAAUGUGCGAAUGCACCUUGAGAGGGAGAACCUCCCUCCUAAGAAGGUCUACAUCGUUUGCUCGGACGCUAUGCUUGCCAUAGUGAACAAAUCGCGCUCCUCAAAGGCAAUUGACGAGGCAGAGCUUCUGAAUGAUGUCAAAGGAUCGUGCGGGAGUGUCAGGGGUCGGGGUGUUGAAAGUAAGUCAUCCUUGCUCGAUUGUCAAUCAGAUCCGAGGCUCGCUGUUGAGCGUAAAUGGUUCGAAGGUGUUCGCCCCGAGUGUCGUCCUUCAGACCAAGAUAUCAGUCGGAUGAAGGCCCGAUAUCAUUACAGCCCGGAAUUCUUUCACAUCGCGGUUGUUGGCUCUGCUGGAGCUGGCAAGUCUUCCUUCAUUAAUGCCGUCCGUGGCUUGUCCAAUAAACAUCCCAUGGCUGCUCCUACGGGAAUUGUGGAAACCACUCAAACUGUCACGAGUUAUCCUGAUCCGUCCCCGAACUCCCGGGUGAUUUGGUAUGACGUUCCCGGAACAGGCACUCCAAAGGUGCCUGAAUGGCAGUACUUCAAUGACAUGGGCCUCUAUGUCUUCGACUGCAUCAUCGUGCUCACAGACAAUCGUGUCUUGGACUCCGACCUCGCCAUCCUCCGCGCUUGCGAGCAGUUCAACAACAUCGAGUCGCUCAUUGUUCGCUCCAAGUCAGACCAGCACAUCAACAACAUGGUGUGCGAGAGGAUGCCACCAGGUUUCGACCUUGGUGACCCCGGCAUGGACGACGAGACACGGUCUCUUUUCUUGCAAACGAAAUCUGAAGAACGGCAUAGAUUCAUCGACGAGACAUGCCAAAAUGUGCGAAUGCACCUUGGGAGGGAGAACCCCUCUCCUAAGAAGGUCUACAUUGUUUGCAUGGAUGCCAUGCGUGCGAUAGUGAUCAAGUCGCGCUCCACAAAGGCAAUUGACGAGGCAGAGUUUCUGAAUGAUGUCAAAGGAUUUAUGUUGACGCGCCUAGAGGCGGGGUGUUGA
Molecule: messenger RNA, 1641 nt
Organism: Suillus clintonianus
Lineage: Eukaryota; Fungi; Basidiomycota; Agaricomycetes; Boletales; Suillaceae
Product: interferon-inducible GTPase-domain-containing protein
Exons: 2
Coding region: 1-1641 (546 amino acids)
Cellular component (GO): membrane
Molecular function (GO): GTP binding
Source: RefSeq, a predicted model, not a curated record